GCUGCCAGCGUUUAAGGAAAUUAAGGUUUUCUAUAAAGAGCAUUUUGUGGCAGUGUCGUUUAGUUCCAGGCAGAAUGCGGGCUGGGAAACUCUACAUUGUGAUGUUGCUGACCACAGUGGCCUGCUUUGGACAGGAAACAGCUGAUGGCAUUAAUGGGACGCAAGAUAAGCAACAUCUGGAGCUGCCAAAGGCUGUGCUGACCAGCAGUCCUCAAUGGAGAAACCUGUACACUGGAGAGACUGUCACCCUGAGCUGUGGGGUUGAGGGGCGUUUCACUGGCUGGGAAUAUCUCUGGUACAAGAGCAGUCAGGGAGGCACAGAGAAGAUCAGAGACACCACUGGAGCCAGAUACACACUCAGCUCUGUCACUCAGUCCCAUAGUGGACAGUACCAGUGUGAGGCACAAAGAGGAGAUCGACCACGUUCCUCUCAGCGCAGUGAUCCUGUUACACUGACUGUGUCUGCUGGCAAGCCAAAGCCUGUCCGGACCCGGGAGCCUGCAGGAGAGAUAUUUGAAGGAGACACAGUGACUCUGAGCUGUGUGGUUGAGGGGGGCUCUGAUGGCUGGAGAUAUCUCUGGUACAAAGACAGUCGGGAAACUUCAGCACCUCAGACUGACAGCAGCAGUGGAACUGGAGCCGGAUACACAAUCAGUGCUGCUGCUGUGUCCCACAGUGGAGAGUACUGGUGUCGAGCUGAAAGGGGGAGCAAACCGUUUUACUCACAAUACAGCAGUGCUGUCAAGAUACAAGUAUCAAAACGACCCCAGGCUGUCCUGACCCAGGAGCCUGCAUGGACACAGAUAUUCAAAUCAGAGAGAGUUACACUGAGAUGUCAGGUUCAGGGGGAUUACACUGACUGGAGAUUCACAUGGUACAAAGCUGGGAGGAAUGGUCCAGUAACCCAGGAUUCCUACAGCAGUAUAGAUGGUGACAGCUACACAAUUAGCUCUGCUGCUCAAUACCACAGUGGGGAAUAUACCUGUAAAGGUGUAAGGACAGGUAACCCAUCGUACUCUACAAUCAGCAAUAGUCUUACACUGAGAGUAUCAGCUAGCAAGCCAAAGCCUGUCCUGACCCGGGAGCCUGCAGGAGAGAUAUUUGAAGGAGACACAGUCACCCUGAGCUGUGUGGUUGAGGGGGGCUCUGGUGGCUGGAGAUAUCUCUGGUACAAAGACAGGCAGGGAGCUCCAGUGUACCAGACUGACAGCAGCAGUGGACCUGGAGCCGGAUACACAAUCAGUGCUGCUGCUCUGUCUCACAGUGGAGAGUACUGGUGUCGAGCUGGAAGAGGGAGCAACCCGUUUAACUCAGAAUACAGCAAUGCUGUCAAGAUAAAAGUUUCAGAGCUGUUCAGCACACCCACUCUGACAGUGACGCCUCGUGCCUCAGUGUGGGAGGGAGAGGCUGUGACUCUGCAGUGUGGGGCUCACAUAAAUAAACAGGGCGCACAACUACAGUACAGCUAUAUCAAAGACAACGGGAAUCUGAGAGGAGCUGGAUCACGGGAUCCAUACUCAAUCCCAGCGGCAGGGCUGAGAGACACAGGGAGCUACCAGUGUGAGGUGGAGGCAGCAGGGAUGGGGCUGAAGAAAAGGAGUGGUUCUGUAUCACUGACUGUGAGAGCUGGCAAGCCAAAGCCUGUCCUGACCCAGGAGCCUGCAGGAGAGAUAUUUGAAGGAGACACAGUGACUCUGAGCUGUGUGGUUGGGGGCUCUGAUGGCUGGAGAUAUCUCUGGUACAAAGACAGGCAGUACAGCACUCCAGUGUACCAGACUAACAGCAGCAGUGGAACUGGAGCCGGAUACAUAAUCAGUGCUGCUGCUCUGUCCCACAGUGGAGAGUACUGGUGUCGGGCUGGAAGGGGGAGCAAACCGUUUAACUCACAAUACAGCAAUGCUGUCAAUAUACAAGUAUCAAAGGUUCGUCCCAAGGCUGUCCUGACCCUGCAGCCUGCCUGGGCACAGAUAUUCACAGGAGAGACAGUCACCCUGAGCUGUGAGGUGGAGGGGGGCUCUGCUGGCUGGAGGUUUAAACAGUACAGAGAUGGACGUGAAGAGGCAUGGUGCAGUGAUCAAUACAGCAGGAGAGAUGGGGACAGCUGCACAAUCAGUACAGCUCAGCAUUACCACAGUGGAGUGUACUGGUGUGAGUCUGGACAGGAGCGCAGUAAUGCUGUCAACCUAACUGUGUCCAAUGAAGACGUGAUCCUGCAGACUCCCCUCCAGCCUGUGAUUGAGGGAGACUCUCUGACUCUGAGGUGUCGUGUACGCACAAAUUAUACUUUUACCAGGAUUGUCUUUUUUAAAGAUAAUGAAGAGAUUCAGUCCCAGAAUAACACAGAGCUGAGUGUGGAUCGUGUUUCAAAGAGUGACGAGGGGUCCUACAAGUGCAGAGCGAUGUGGAACUCCUCCACUUACUCUGGUGACUCUGCAGAGGUGCGGGUGUCAGUGACAGAGCUGUUCUCCAGGGUGACUCUGACAGCCUCUCCAGGAGCCACAGUGAAGGAGGGAGAGGCUCUUAACCUGACCUGUGAGGCAGCAGUGAACAAAACCCCCCGCCCUGAACUCCACUACACCAUUGUGAGAGACGGGGAGCCUGUGACUAACAGCACUGACUCUGCACUGUACAGCAUAGCCAGCACUGAGAAGAGCCACACUGGGAGCUACACGUGUGCUGUGGAGUCACAGGGAGUGAAGAAGAGCAGCCAGGAGCUACACAUUGAAGUGCAAACGUCCUGGCACAGCGCUGUUGCUAUUGGCUACAGAGUGAGCUUCACUCUGAUUCAUUUCAUUGUGUUCACUCUGCUGCUCCUUCAAUACUGCAGGAUCCAAGGUUCCCUGUGUAUUGCUGGUGGUACAUCACGGAAAACCUCGGAUCAGGAUCAGGAGCAGUCAGCAGAGAGGAUUGAGCUCUGCAGCCGUGUGCAGCACACUGGAGUGGAACUGCAAUAGUAUUGUACUGUCGUACUGAAGAUCAGCCUGACUGCCAUGUUUUAGAACUACUGUGAAUAUCUGUUCAAACUGCGGCUGUAGUUUACAGAAAAUGACCAUUGACUGGGGUAUUUUCUAAGACCUCAAAACAAAUGGAUUAUUCAUUGAUUGUUUGAUUGAAUUCAUUUAUUUAAUAGAUUGCUUGAUUGCACAGUGUAACUUGAAGUGCAUUACUGAAUAAUGUAUGUAUUCAUAAGCUAUCCUUUAGUCAAUAAACUGCUUUAUUCUA
Molecule: messenger RNA, 3222 nt
Organism: Acipenser ruthenus (sterlet)
Lineage: Eukaryota; Metazoa; Chordata; Actinopteri; Acipenseriformes; Acipenseridae
Product: Fc receptor-like protein 5
Exons: 15
Coding region: 75-2954 (959 amino acids)
Biological process (GO): cell surface receptor signaling pathway
Molecular function (GO): transmembrane signaling receptor activity
Source: RefSeq, a predicted model, not a curated record